Molecule: messenger RNA, 749 nt
Organism: Trifolium pratense (red clover)
Lineage: Eukaryota; Viridiplantae; Streptophyta; Magnoliopsida; Fabales; Fabaceae
Product: ABA-responsive protein ABR17-like
Exons: 2
Coding region: 113-586 (157 amino acids)
Biological process (GO): defense response; abscisic acid-activated signaling pathway
Cellular component (GO): nucleus; cytoplasm
Molecular function (GO): abscisic acid binding; protein phosphatase inhibitor activity; signaling receptor activity
Source: RefSeq, a predicted model, not a curated record
UCACCAUGUCAAAAAACGCAUCACAUACCAAUUUAGUUGUAUUCAUAUUAUAAACUUCUUCUCCCAUUUUCUUCUUGCAUAUUAAUCCUUUUUAGUUAUCUUAAUAUACAUCAUGGGUGUUUUUGCUUUUGAAGAUGAUUUCGUUUCAACUGUUGCUCCACCUAAACUAUACAAAGCUCUUGCAAAAGAUGCCGAUGAAAUCGUCCCAAAGGUGAUUCCGGUUAUCCAAGGUGUUGAAAUUGUUGAAGGAAAUGGUGGACCUGGAACCAUCAAGAAACUAACCGCUGUUGAAGAUGGCAAAAGCAGCUUUAUUCUACACAAAGUAGGAGCAGUGGAUGAGGCAAACUUGGGAUACAACUACAGUUUAGUUGGAGGAACAGGGUUAGACGAAAGCUUAGAGAAAGUUGAAUUUGAGACAAGUGUUGUGGCUGGUUCUGAUGGUGGAUCCAUUGUUAAGAUUUCAGUGAAAUACCACACUAAAGGUGAUGCAGCUUUAUCUGAUGCAGUUCGUGAGGAAACUAAGGGCAAAGGAACUGGUCUUCUUAAGGCUAUUGAGGGUUUUGUUUUGGCUAAUCCUGAUUAUUGAUUAAAUCUAUACUUGGUUUAAUUUUGGAUAUGGUGUGUCAUGAGAAUAAUAAUUGAGUGUUGUUUUGGGUGCUUGGUUGUAUUGUAAUUUUUUCUUUUUGGUAAUUACCCUAGUGGUUCACCUUUUAUAUGAAUAAAUGGAGAAUUCCGUGUUUGAACAUUAA